GACCAUGAAUGCAGCAGCGAGGCGCCUGACCCGGAAGUUGACAUCAGUUGUCUUCUCCAAGCAACAACACUGGACUGUUAGCUGUUAGCUGUUAGCGGCGCCCGGAGACCAGUUUCUGACAGAUUUCUACUCUCAUACUCAGAAUGGCUGAAGUAGAAGAAACUCUGAAGAGGAUCCAGAGUCAGAAAGGAGUGCAGGGAAUCAUCAUCGUCAACUCAGAGGGUAUCCCCAUCAAGACGACUCUGGACAACUCCAGCACGGUGCAGUACGCAGGACUGAUCCACCAGCUGGUGAUGAAGGCCAGGAGCACCGUCCGAGACAUCGACCCCCAGAACGACCUCACCUUCCUCCGGGUUCGCUCCAAGAAGAACGAGAUCAUGAUCGCUCCAGAUAAGGAUUAUUUCUUGAUCGUCAUUCAGAACCCCUCAGACUGAAACAGAAGGAACUGCUGCCCGACUCCUUACUCUCUCUGUCUCUUUCAUUUCUAAAACAGCCAAACAUUUUUUGUCUUGCUAAAUCAAAAGAACCUGUUUACCAGAAGCUCUCUGCUGUAGAAUAGAAGUAAAGGCAGGAUUUGAAGGUGGAUGAAACUGAAUCUUGGCUCAGUACAAACAUGUGUUAGCCACAUGAGAUUCAGUCACCCUGCAGGCAAAUUUCUUCUCCCAUAUUUUUUAGCAUUCCAGUCCAGUCUCUUCUCCGUGCUUAAUAUCUGUUAUGUCACUGUGUUGUAUUUUAGCAUGUGGCGAUGAGUGCACACCUGCUAAAAUACCUAUGGCAGAAUUUGGAAAAUUAAAGCUGGACCAGUGCAUAUAUAUGUAUGUGCACAGUAUACAGGAGAGAGAAAGACCACAACACAUCUGUAGGAUGUUUUUUUUUUUUCAGUUUGGUCUUGGGAUUGUUAUUUAUUGUUUUGUUGGCAGAAGAUGUUGAAGUGCAGUAUUUCAGUGGUGAGCAGUAAACUACACUACAGACACUUCUCUGCUCUUGCCGUGUCAAGUUCCUCUUGGUUAUUUGUAACAAAUAAGAAAUUAAAAAAGUCCAAAUGA
Lates calcarifer (barramundi perch) is the source of this 1046-nucleotide messenger RNA. RefSeq names its product dynein, light chain, roadblock-type 1 (gene dynlrb1). Lineage: Eukaryota; Metazoa; Chordata; Actinopteri; Centropomidae. The transcript has 4 exons. Gene Ontology annotation, molecular function: dynein intermediate chain binding. Gene Ontology annotation, cellular component: cytoplasmic dynein complex; centrosome; cytoplasm. Gene Ontology annotation, biological process: microtubule-based movement. The coding region runs from base 144 to 434 and encodes 96 amino acids. The record is from RefSeq and is a predicted model, not a curated record.